This is a messenger RNA of Sipha flava (yellow sugarcane aphid), 3618 nucleotides long. RefSeq names its product lachesin-like. Gene Ontology annotation, cellular component: neuron projection. The transcript is spliced from 11 exons. NCBI's taxonomy places the organism in Eukaryota, Metazoa, Arthropoda, Insecta, Hemiptera, Aphididae. Bases 383 to 1852 code for a protein of 489 amino acids. The record is from RefSeq and is a predicted model, not a curated record.
CGGGCUGGCUAACAGUCGUCUCGCGGUAUCCGACACGGUGCGCCGGCUGCACUCGCCCGUCCGACACGAACACAUCUUCCGAGAUCCGUCGCACACGUAUCGUCUCGGAUCGCGUCCGCUAACCGUUCACCGUGUCCAAAUCGUGUCCAUAUCGUGUGCACCAUCGCAGUUUUCGUCGACACUUGUCCCUGAUUAGAUUCGUGUGCACAUACUCCGACGACCGUGUACGCGCGCAUCCGUCCCGCCGAGUCCGGAUCCCCCGAGAACCUGUGGUCUUCAACAAUCCCGACGCCGAUAAGAAGAGGUAUUGUCAAAAACCGUUUUCGCGCCUAAAUAUGAGUUCCCAGACCCAGUGAGCGCUGGUUCAUCCACACGGAACAACAUGGCACACGGUAUUGCAGUGGACUCCAGCACGUGGUCUGCGUUGAUCGUCAUCGCCACCGUUGUAGCAGUUAGCUGUUCAGACGUGCACAACGAUGGAUCAGAGCCAGAGUUUCUGAAUCCAAUGAAAAAUGUCACGGUGGCCUUGGGAAGAGAGGCAAUUUUGGUAUGUUCGGUGAAAAAUAUCGGAGAACACAAAGUCGGUUGGUUGAAAGCAGAAGACCAAACCAUAUUGAGUCUACACGAACGGGUGGUGACUGAAAACCGGAGAAUAGACAUCGACGUGGAUAACAAUACCAAUUGGAAACUGAAAAUUCGACAGCUACAGAGGUCCGAUAAAGGAUGUUACAUGUGUCAGAUCAACACGCACGUCAUGAAAAAGCAAAUCGGUUGCGUUGACGUUAAAGUUCCACCAGAUAUCAAAGACGAAGAAACUGUUUCUGAUAUUACAGUAAAAGAAGGAGAAAAUGCUACUCUAGCCUGUAAAGCCAAAGGCAAUCCAUUACCAAGAAUUACUUGGAAACGAGAAGAUGGUCAAAAAAUCACUAUUAAAAAUCAACCAAAAAAAACAUUAUACGAAAAAGUGCUCGGCGAACCGUUGUUGCUCAACAAAGUGGAACGCAGUCAAAUGGGACACUACUUGUGCAUAGCGUCCAACGAUGUACCGCCGGCUGUUAGCAAGAGGAUCACGUUAAACGUCAACUUUGUUCCAGUAAUCAGGGUGCCGAAUCAGAUUCUAGGAGCACCGUACGGUACAAACGUACGAUUGGAAUGCCUCGUUGAAUCGUUUCCCAAUUCCGUCAAUUACUGGUCCAAUACUAAAGGAGAAAUGAUCCUCCAAGGGCCUAAAUAUUACUUAGAAGAGGUUAAAACCAACUACAAAGUAAAAAUGUAUCUCAAUGUUCAAAAUUUCGAGUACAAAGACGUCGGAACGUACAAAUGUUUGGCGACAAAUUCAAUGGGACAUGCGAAUGGUUCAAUAAGAUUAUACGAAAUAAUUGUACCGACGACCAUGCCAACAACUACAUCGACGAAGACCACCACCACCACUACCACCACCACGACUACUACCACAAUGACAACGUUGGCGACCAUCACGAGGAAAAUCGUUCCUCCGACAGUGAUACCGUCUCCGGCGUCAAAAAGAAAGAACCAUAAAAUACCUGAAGGGGACCGAAAGUCCGGCAGAAAGUCGGAAGACAAGACCAGGCGGCGGAUGAAUGGUAUCGAGGAGGCGGAUGAGAUGGAGACAAAGAGCAGCAGCCACCGGGCCAGCCGUGGUUCGAGCUGGACGCGCCGGUCGACGGUCGGCCAGUCGCUGGGCGUCGCAGCUGAGCUGAUGGCGCUCGCAGCCACCGCGGCCGGUUGGCCGGCCGGUUCUCCAGUGAACGCGGCUUCCGGGCUCGUUUCGCUGGCCGUGGCCGUCUCGCCGCCGGUGUUGCUCAUGCUGUGGGACGGUUGCGCACCGUGAUGAACGGCGGCGGCCAGGGCACCGACCCACACGGUGGACGAGCCCACGCACCACGCAAAGACCACGCCACCCUGGUUUCAUCAGCUGCGAGCGACGCGGUCAUAGAUCAUCCCUCAGCCCCCGCGAUCAGAGAUCUAUAAUCGUGGGUUAUCCGUGUAUCGACAUGAAACUUAACCGCGCGAUUCUAUUCCCGUUGUUUAAUGUUAUCGUUUUUUUUUUUUUAAUUUUUUUAUUCGUUUUUCGUCUCGCGUUGUCUUAAAAGUUCGAUCGGAUCGAGAGAAAACAAAAAAGAAAAAAAAAAACGUUAGUCGGCCGGGUUUACCGUCCGUUUCGUUUCACCCAUUGUUGACCGUUGUUCGUCACGAAUACGUUUGUACGUAUGACGUUCAAUAGUAAUAGUUUUCGUUUCAACGGAACAACAAUGGUUAUAUGUAUCCGGUAUUAGUUAUUUUUCUUUCAUUUUCUUCCCCAUCCAAGAUCACAAUACAAUAUUGCUCAAACGUGAACGAUGUUUAUAGAAACAGGACGAUGUUUUCAUUUGGUUUUUCGACGUCGAGUUUUUUCGUUAUUCGGGGAUUCCCGUCUUAAUCGAAUUUCGCAGCCACGAUACUGUUUUGGCUAUAACACGAUUGAGCAUAAAACGCCCUCUUUACCACACAAUUGAGCAAAUUUGUCUGCAUGAUGUAGAAAUACAAAUGAAACCUACACAAGUGACCGUAAAAAACUCAUAGACGUUGCCAAUUUCGAUUUUGAACUACAUUGAUACUAAUCUUCUUUCAACAUUCUAUUUUCUCAGUUAAAUUUUAAAUGUAAUUGCAUUGUCUAGAAGUUUCAACCAUAUUACGUUUAUCUAAUCCCAAGAAAAUUGUUGCUAAAUAUUUAUUAUUGGUACGACUCCAUCUCAAAAAAUUUUGAUUUUUUUCGUUCUUUCAAUUAAUUUAUGUUUAUAAAUAUCACUAUGGCCAAUGCUUUGCUUCUUUUCGAAAAAAUUAUUGUUACUUACAAAUUAAAAAAGUAAAAAGUACACUAUACAACUGUACAACGUUACACAACGCCUUGCGAAACGACUAUAGGUGAUCGAUCGCUGUAUAAACUCAAUCAUUUCUAUAAUAAUUUUAGUUUGUAAAUAUCGUAACCAUCUUAUAUUUGCUCCCGGUGCUGAAUAUUCAAAAUAUCAGUGUAGUACUGAUAAAACUAAUAUCUAUUGCAUUCAAUUAAUCGGUAACGUUGCCGAUAAAACUAUGCUCGGCCCUCGGCACGUUUAAAUUUAGUAUCUUAAUAAUUGGUGUAAUAAUAAGUUACAACAUUUCGGGAACUUGAAUGUGGCAAUGACGCAUAAAAUAUUCUACGUUCAAUCGUGUUGUCGAAAAGGUAUACGCUCGAUCGUGUUAUGCUCAAUCGUUCUUUACCGAUUAUUUUACGGUACACACCCGAAGUGACAUUUUCAUUUUUUUCUCCCCCCAACGGUGCAUUAACGAAUAUUGUUUUAAUUGAAUAUUUACGUGUGCAUAACUAUGCUCGCGGUGUACCCAUAUCUUAUCAUAUUAAAAAAAUUUUAACAAUUUUAUUUUUUAUUUUUUUGUUCGUUAUUGUUUUUAUAAUGUACAAAGACAGUGUAAGGUAACCAUAAUACAGUACCAUUUGUAAAUACCAUAUCAAUUAUACCUUAUAAUCCUGUACUGCAUUGUUUAGACGGAAAUUAAUUGUACUUAAUAAAUUAUGAAACGGAAGAAAAAUAUAUGAAACUACUUAUAAUAUAUAUAUAU